AUUCCUGCACUCACUCACCCACUCACUGCAGUUGACGCUUGUAAACAGUGAACCUCUCAUGAAGCGGAUACGAGUUUUUUUAUUCACCGGUCACCAUGCACGCACUGUACUGCUCAUGGAUCGACUGAACAUUCUCGCUGUGCACAACUGGAAGGCGGUCUUGCAAACCAGUGCACGCUGUAUGCACUGAACCCGCUGCUAAGAGAGUCAUAUCAGUCAAUAGUUCCAGGCAGACAAGGCCACCCUCUUCAUACCACAACCUUUUUUUUUUCAGUUUUGUGUUUACUUGUCAGAUGACAUUAGUCUGAGGAGGGACCACCAUCCCUAAAGGUUUCACCAACUAAUUAAAGAGGUGGUUGCUAAGAGAUGACAAUCGCUGACAUUGGUGAAAGCCUCGCACGUUCAGCAGCCUGAGGCUCGACAUCUCUGUGAUCCUUUUCCUCCACGCAUCUGUCUGUGCGUGGCUCAUGUGAAGCUCGUAGGAGACGCUCUUCUAGCGGCGGACUCACCAUGGCAGCUUCUCCCGCUCCAUGCGCCGGUACCGGCACCACCACCAGCAAGGUGGCCCAGACCGCAUGGCGAAGGCAAGGCGGCGGCGGCGGCGAUGAGGCGGAUACGCACGAAAGUGACCGGAGGAAGAGCGGGAAUGGGGACCUGGGACAAAACACUUUGCAGGAGAAAACCCAUGAGUUCUUCCAGAUGUGUGACAAUGAGAACAAGGGCUUCAUCACCCGACGUGACAUGCAGAGACUGAAUGAAAAGCUUCCUCUUAGUGCGGAGGAGUUGGAGAACGUAUUCGACACACUUGACUCUGAUGGCAACGGAUACCUCACCCUCAGCGAGUUCUCCUCCGGCUUUAGUGAGUUUAUGUUUGGCCAGAAGAUACCUACAGAGGAGGGGAUGGUGGAGAAGACUCCCAAUAAGUGCCCACCAGAGGUCUUGUACCAAAACCAGUGGGAGGAGAGCAUGGCGAGAGUAGAUGAGGAUGAGGAGGAAAAACACUUUAGAAUGCUUAUGGAGAGCCUUGGAGCCAACAGUGUCUUUGAAGACCCGGCUGAAGUGCGCAGUCUGUGGGCUCAGCUGCGCCGCGAUGAACCGCACCUUUUAUCCAAUUUUGAGGACUUCCUAGCCAGAGUGACAUCCCAGAUCAUUGAGGCAAACCAAGAGAAGAGGGAGAUGGAGAGUGCUCUCAAAAAAAAAGCAGCAACGCAUGACGAUGAGAUCCAGCGCCUGUAUGAGGAAAUGGAGCAGCAAAUUAAAAAUGAAAAGGACAGAAUUGUGCUGCAGGACUACGAGCGGUUUCUGUCUCGCAGUCAAGACCUGGAGCAGCAGCUGUCCAGAAAGGAGAGGGAGCUGGAGCAGCUCUUCCAGAAACAGAGACGGUUGGAAAGUCAGUGCCAGGAGCUCCACAGUGAACAACACGAAACCAAAGUGGAGAACGUGAAGUUAAAGCAGACAAAUGAUGAGUUGGCGCGGGAGCUGGAGCACACCAGCCAAGAGCUUAACCUGGCACAGGAGCAGCUGUGUUUACUGCAGGAGCAGUCUGCACGACUUCAUGACGAGAAGGAGAUGGAAAUAUACAGACUAACUGAAGGACUGCAGAGAGAGCGAGCGAGCCUCCUCAAACAGGUGGACCUGUUGAGGGAAAUGAACAAACAUUUACGGGAUGAAAGGGACAUAUGCUAUGAGAAACCAAAGACUUCUAAGACGACAGUUUUGAAGCAGAGGCCUCUCGGCUCUGUUGUAAAACACGCAGAUGAAAAUGUCUUCAAAAGUGAGGACGAGGAGGAGCCGAACUCCUGUUCCGUGACGCACAGCCAAGUGAACGGUUCGUGCCGACCGUCUCGCCUAGCAGACGCACGAGGGCACUUCCAGAGGAUCAUCUCCAUCGAGGAGGACCACCUACCCUACUUGCUUAGCGACUGUCAGCCCCCAACGCCUCUUCCAGAAUGUAACGAACAGGAGGAAGUCUCAGACGGUGAAGAGAAGAUAGACUUGGUGAUGAGCGAUAUUUGCCCACGUGCGUCAUCAGCCCAGCAGCAACAUUCAAAUAGAAGUAUGGAGAAAAGCCAAACCCCAGCAUCUCCAAGGGGUCAGCCUGUUGGCGAGGAGACCAGCAUGAAUGAUGAAGGAGGUGGUCCGUCAGCACCUGACCGCCUCUUCAAGAUUGUCCUGGUGGGGAACUCUAGUGUCGGAAAGACCUCCCUCCUUCGGAGAUUUUGUGAUGACUCCUUCCACCCAGGCACUUCUGCUACUGUGGGUAUAGACUACAGUGUAAAGACCAUAGCUGUGGAUAACAGCCAGGUGGCACUGCAGAUGUGGGAUACAGCCGGACAGGAGAGAUAUCGAAGCAUCACCAAGCAGUUUUUUCGCAAGGCUGAUGGUGUGGUUGUGAUGUAUGACAUCACUGAUGAUCAGACUUUCACAGCUGUCAGGCAGUGGCUGACAAGUGUAAAGGAGGGUGCAGGUGAGGACAUACCCAUCAUGCUGUUGGGAAACAAAACUGACAAGGAGAUUGAAAGAACAGUUCAGAAAGGUGUGGGCGAGAGACUAGCCAAGGACUGUCAGAUGACCUUCUAUGAAUGCAGUGCAUGCUCAGGACACAACGUGGUGGAGUCCAUGAUUCAUUUAGCCAGAAUUCUGAAGGAGCAAGAAGACCGAGAGAAGGAGAAGACGGUCCGGCUGGUCAGCGUCCCCUCGGAGAAGAAGAAAUCCUGCUGCUAACAGAUAAACACUUAACACGUACACAGUAGCACUACCCUUUACUAAGACACACAAUCUAAUAGUGAAGACACAUUAUUCCCACUGUCAGCACAACUGUUUUUCACCCAGUGUUAAAGCACUCAGGGCUAAAACCCAGCACCAAAAUCAUAAUAACAUUGUCAGAUGUUUCAUAUGGGAUUAAGGUAUGAAAAUGAACAAAGUUAAAGCUCCUUUGAGUCAAACUCAGCCUUUUUUUUUUUAGUACUUUUUUAAACAUCAAACUAUUUCAUCCUUUAAAAAGUAAUUCUCUGAAAUUUCAUGUAUUUGUAAAGCUUCCCAAGGCCCUCUACAUUUUUACUACUUGUAUGAAUAUAUUCAGGGUUUUUAAGUUGUCAAUCCCGUGGACACGACAGCACGAGUUACUGUAAAGUUUAAGGCAUUAUCGAACAACCUUGCUGUAAACACUACCUUAGUAAAGUGUUUGGUGUCGAGUUUCCAUGGACGUGUUGAUUUAGGUUUGUCGUUAGAUUACUAAUGGUGUCAUGUGACAUUUCAGGAUAUUGUUAUGGCCAAAGUAACCUGUCAUUCAGCCAAGUACAGUCUUAUAUUGUGUUUUUUUCCCCCCAGGGUUGGAAUAAUUGAUAGUGUUUUAUAUACAAAUGUUUUCGUUCUUUGUCGACCUUUUGUACAUCUGUAGUCGCGUACCAUUCUUGCUAACUGAGCAUUUUGCUGAGAGGACGGCUCAGUUGUGUGGUAUUUAUAUUUAACAACAGGAAGUAGAUGAGGCCAGCAGGAAGACCAACCAAAAGCACAAACUAUUUAUUACAUAUCACCUUAGCAACGUGGCGCCAUGUAUUUUAAGAAAAAAAUGUCGAUGUAACGGUGUAAAGUCUUAUAAUCUGUAACUAAACGAUAAAACGAGAAGUUUUGGUAAAUAUGUUUUUUUUUUUUUUUUUUUACUGUCACUAACAGUGCACCACUACUGCCAGCAUCUCGCACACCACUUUAAUGUUUGUAAAUGUGUAAAUAGAAAAAUAAAUAAUUAUGUACAUGUCAUGUGAAAGUGGCUUUAUAUUUUUCUUCCUUGUUCAACGAAAUUCAAAUUAGUUGUGCAGCGUCACCCAGUGGAUCAAUUUAAUCAUUGCACUUUAUUCAGAUUUAAAUUGACAUGACAAUAUGUGAAACAACACUGAAGCUUUUAAAUAAUAAUAAAAAAGGAGAAGCAA
Mugil cephalus (flathead mullet) is the source of this 3929-nucleotide messenger RNA. It is a transcript of the gene cracr2aa, whose product is annotated as calcium release activated channel regulator 2Aa. The record is from RefSeq and is a predicted model, not a curated record. Gene Ontology annotation, molecular function: calcium ion binding; GTP binding; GTPase activity. Bases 511 to 2724 code for a protein of 737 amino acids. The transcript is spliced from 19 exons. NCBI's taxonomy places the organism in Eukaryota, Metazoa, Chordata, Actinopteri, Mugiliformes, Mugilidae.